AUGUAAACUUCAAUUGAUCUACCUUCUCCAUUAGGGAUUGUUCAAACUUCUUCUAUAACUAGUACAGGCAAAAUAUUAAGUCCUGAUUAUGAAAACAAUCUAAAGAAUGCAGCAAAAAGGAGUGAAGAGGACAAAUUAUUUAGAAAGCAAAAUUAGAUGAAUGAUUAAGAGGAAUUUGAAGCUAUAGAGGUUUAAAACGGAGAAUAAAUUUCUCUAAUUUAUUAUUAUAAGGCUUUGAAAAUGGAUGAAGUAAUAUAGCAGAAUGAAAAUGAAAUUAUCAAUAUUGUUCAGAAUAGACCUAAAUUAGGAAUGAUUGAAGGUAGUUUAAUGAAAAAAAGUCCUCAUUGGUUUUAAGGCUAUUCACAGAGAAACUGUAUAUUAAGAAAUAGAGUUUUUAGAUAUUAUAAUGUGGAAAAUAAGAAACUGUAAGGAGUUUUAAAUUUUGAUGUUUAGUCAUUUCAAUUAUAAGAGUUAUAGGAUAAAAAUGGAAAUACAAUUGAAUUUAUGUAAUAAUUUUUCUAUUCUUCUAGUUUAAAACCAUUAGGAUAAACUUAAAAGGUUUUUCAGUUUAAAGGAGGAACUGUUGAUCAGACGAAAACAUGGGUUUAAUUGAUAAAAUAACAUUUAUAAGAUUCUAUAGGAGCAUUGAAGGUUUUGAAAUCAUUAAGUUAAUAUGAACGUUUUUGGAGAGUAUUUAAAUUUUUAUUUAUGUUUAUUUUAGUUUGAACGCAUUUCCACAUUAUAGAUUAUGGAAGACGCUGAAGAUGGAGACAUUUUAUUAUUUUAAGGGAAAGAUAUAAAUUGUCAUAUCUAAAGAACUUUAACACAGUCUAAUUUUGAUCAUAUUGGAAUUUUGAUACGUUUAGAUGAAAAUUAACUAUAUUUAUUUGAAGCUUUACCUUUACAUGGAGUUGGAUUAUGUCGUUGGAGUAAGUUUAUUAUAUGUAAAUGGAAUUAUCUUUAUCAUAAGUAAUAAUAAACUUUAUUAUUAAAUAGAAUUAUAUAUAGAAAAUUACAAGUCAUUCGAGAUGAUAACUUUAAAUCAAGAAUGCAUGAAUUCGUUACUGAUAAUAUUGGUAAAUAAUAUUCCUUUAAUCCCUCUAAAUUAUUCAAAUUUAGAUCUACAAUGCUCCAAGAUCCUUAAUAAUAAUAAACAAGAACUUUUUUUUCUUCUGAACUAGUAGCCGCUUGUUAUAAAUAUUUAAACCUUAUAUCAAAAGAAAUUUCCUCUACAUAGUAUUGGCCAGGUUCAUUUUCAUCAGAAAAUCAAAAAUUGGCUCUUCAAUAUGGUAGCUUAAGCGAAGAAUAUCUUAUCGAUUUUGAAGGUGAAUGA
Messenger RNA from Paramecium sonneborni, 1333 nucleotides. The record is from the annotation of a GenBank genome assembly. NCBI's taxonomy places the organism in Eukaryota, Ciliophora, Oligohymenophorea, Peniculida, Parameciidae.